Pleuronectes platessa (European plaice) is the source of this 3450-nucleotide messenger RNA. It is a transcript of the gene dhx33, whose product is annotated as DEAH (Asp-Glu-Ala-His) box polypeptide 33. Gene Ontology annotation, biological process: positive regulation of transcription by RNA polymerase I. The coding region runs from base 160 to 2205 and encodes 681 amino acids. Lineage: Eukaryota; Metazoa; Chordata; Actinopteri; Pleuronectiformes; Pleuronectidae. Gene Ontology annotation, molecular function: ATP binding; RNA binding. Gene Ontology annotation, cellular component: intracellular anatomical structure; nucleolus. The record is from RefSeq and is a predicted model, not a curated record. The transcript is spliced from 12 exons.
ACCACGUGGGGACGUUUUAGUGAAGCGCUAGCAAAACAUCCGCAGUGACGCUGGUGUCAGUGAGCACGGAGAAAACUUUUGAUUUAUUUUCUCCCUGACAUCAAACCAACCCGAAGGAGCUGCGAAGGUUUCCCCCACCAGAGUCACUUUUUCUAGACCAUGCCCAACGACCCUCACCCUCCUCCGGCUAAGAAAUUCAAGCCGGGGUCAGUGUUCUUCCGACUGGAUAGGAACAAGCCUGGCAUGCUGCUUCCUAGAAAGGGGAAUGCGACCACUCCGAUAGAAGUCCAGAGGAAACAGCUUCCGAUCUACCAGGCGAAACCUCAGCUGCUGAACCAACUGAGGCAGCUGCCCAAUGUCAUUCUGAUAGGUGAGACCGGGUCAGGGAAGACCACCCAGAUCCCCCAGUAUCUGUACGAGGCUGGCAUCGGGCGACAGGGCAUGGUCGCCAUCACUCAGCCUCGCCGGGUCGCUGCCAUCUCGCUGGCAGGAAGGGUGGCCGAGGAGAAGAGGACUCAGCUCGGCAAGCUGGUUGGUUACACGGUGCGUUUUGAGGAUGUCACCUCCUCCGAGACGAAGCUGAAGUUCAUGACAGACGGCAUGCUGCUGCGUGAGGCCAUCGGGGACCCGUUACUGCUGCGCUACACCGUGGUGGUCCUGGAUGAAGCCCACGAGCGCACCGUGCACACCGAUGUGCUGUUCGGCGUGGUUAAGGCUGCUCAACGCAAGCGGCGAGAACUACACAAGAUUCCCUUGAAGGUCAUAGUGAUGUCGGCCACAAUGGACGUGGAUUUGUUCUCUGAAUACUUCAACAAGUCACCAGUGCUGUACCUGGAGGGAAGGCAGCAUCCCAUUCAGAUCUACUACACCAAGCAUCCCCAGUCCGACUACCUGCAGGCUGCACUGGUGUCUGUGUUCCAGAUCCAUCAGGAGGCGCCCCCGUCCCAUGAUAUUUUAGUCUUCAUGACGGGUCAAGAGGAAAUCGAGGCCCUGGCGAGGACUUGCCGGGACAUCGCCAAGCAUCUUCCUGACGGCUGCAGUCCCAUGGUAGUUAUCCCGUUGUACGCAUCGCUGCCCCCAGCACAGCAGCUCAGGGUCUUCCAGCUAGCUCCCAAGGGUUGUAGGAAAGUCAUCCUCUCGACCAACAUCGCUGAGACGUCACUUACAAUCUCUGGGAUUAAAUAUGUCAUAGACACAGGGAUGGUGAAGGCCAAACGUUUUAAUCCUGACAGUGGUUUGGAGGUGCUGGCAGUGCAGCGGAUCUCUAAAGCACAGGCCUGGCAGCGAUCGGGUCGAGCUGGCAGGGAGGACUCUGGCUCCUGCUAUCGUCUCUACACCGAGGCGGAGUUCGACAGCCUCAUCCCCAUGACUGUACCUGAGAUCCAGAGGUGUAACUUGGCCAGUGUGAUGCUGCAGUUAAUGGCUCUGGGGAUCCCAGACGUGAUGAAUUUUGAUUUCAUGUCAAAGCCCUCUCCAGAGGCCGUUCACUCUGCUGUGGAGCAUUUAGAGCUGCUGGGAGCUCUGGAGAGGAAGGAGGGCCAGGUUUUCCUCACCCCUCUUGGAAAGAAGAUGGCAAGCUUCCCCUUGGAGCCAAGAUAUGCCAAGACCAUCCUGCUGUCCCCGGAUUACUCCUGUUCUGAGGAGAUUUUGUGCAUUGUGUCUCUACUGUCAGUAGACACUGUGUUGUUCAACCCUCCAGCCCGGCGGGAAGAGGUGCUCGCGGCGCGCAAGAAGUUUUCCUCCAGCGAAGGAGACCACAUGACCCUCCUUAGCAUUUACAGAGCAUUCAAGAAAGUCAGUGGUAAUAAGGAGUGGUGUCGGGAGAACUUUGUCAACAGCAGGAACAUGGGUCUGGUGAAAGACGUCCAGGCGCAACUUAAAGAAAUCUGCCUUAAGAUGAAUUUGAAGAUGGAGUCAUGUGGAGCAGACACGGAGGACGUUCGCCGCUGCCUCGCCCACGGGAUGUUCGUCAACGCCGCAGAACUACAACCCGACGGCAGCUACUUGGCUCUGGACACCCACCAGCCUGUGGCCAUCCAUCCCUCCUCUGUCCUUUUCCAGGCCAAGCCAGCAUACGUGGUCUUUAAUGAGCUGCUGCACACGUCGCGCUGCUACAUGAGAGACCUCUGUCUGGUUGACGCCGACUGGCUGCUGGAUGCAGCACCAGAAUACUUUGGCCGCAAGCUCCACCUCACCAGGAGCUAACCAAUAGAGAUACAGGACACCUUUCUCAAUUUACCCAGUGACUGAAAAACUGGAAAAAUGUUUUCUCUUUACAGAGCUGAAUUUGGAUAAAGACACUUACUACAAAUCAGAAGAAUCUGAGUUUCUGUGCUGUAAACUUCUCUGGAUUUUACUACCUCUCAGUUGACAAGCAUCUGGCAUGUGUCACUGCAGCAGAAAUCUGCAAACUGGGGCCUCACAACUUUUUUGACCUCCUCCAGACUCUUAUUCACGUUUUAUAAACCAUUUUUCUUCUGCCUGACAUUCAUUCUUGCCAUUUAGCCACCUGUUUAACAUAUUUAAGAAUAGAUCAUUUUUUAGGUUCCCUGCUCCGGUUCUUUCAAUGUUUGCAUGCAUUUCUGAUAAUGUAUCAAUUUUUUUUCUCAAAGUCAUAUUGACUUUUUCAUACAGGGUAGUUGACUGACCAGUUCUGCCUGAAAGUUAGAGGCUAAGAAAAGCAAUCUUCUCUUAAACGGUCCCACUAUGUUGUGUAGGUUUACACAAUGUGCUCUGAAGGGGUUUCAUACACAAGCACAGAAGCUUUGUCUUAAUCCAUAAAUUCCUGUAAUAAUAUUAAAACAUGAAAAACACCAAAGUUAUGGUUAAAACACAGGCUGCUUGUGUUACACAACUACGACUGUAUCACACUUUCCCAAAUACAUGCACGUCAGGAGAAGCAGCAUGCCUUAUUCUCCAGGUUCUACUCUUGUUGCACAGAUCCAUUACUCGGACUGCAAAGACUAACAACCGACAUAUGGACGACCAAUGGAUGCAAAGCAAUGCAUGGAGAUUGUAGUUAUCGAUCUGAUCACUCAGGUCUUACAUACUUUGUAGAAUGUAAAUCUCACCAAUUUGAAGAAUAGGAUGGAUGCUCCUCUUUUUUUACACUGGACUCAGGAUUGUACAACAUGUUUUGUAACCUGAAUAAAAUGAGAACUGUUUCUAAGUUUACAAACUAUUAAACACCAGUUGCAUCUGGUGUUGCUGUUGAGAUCAUCAGACCUACUCUCACAUACUGGUCGUGUGUUCAGGGAUCGAGUCUCUUGCACAUCAGGCUGCCCAUGAGGUUUUUAAGUAAAUGGUUUAGGAUCUGCAUGAGCCCUUGUCAAUUUUACACAAAUAAAUGCACGCCUUCGAUGAGUUUAUUAUAACUAUACAUCUUGUAAUUUGUCAUAGUCUUAGUUACACAGAUGUUAUAAUUUCUAAUAAAUAAAAAAAUCAACACUG